UUACCAUCAAUUCCAACCAAAGACAAAAGUAAAAAAACCUGCGUACAGGUCUUGGGUGUGCUUGUCUAAAGUCACUGGUAGAGUCCACACAGCAGAAUGUAACUGUGUUGCAGGAGAGGGGGGUGCUUGCAACCAUAUCGCAGCAUUGUUGUAUGGAAUUGUUGACAUAACAGUAAAAAAACACACUGGUAAAAUUGCCCCAACUUCAAAAGCAUGCGAGUGGAUCAAACCACGUAGCAGAAAUCUUUCACCAAAAAAAGCGCAGGACAUGGAUUUCAGCAAAACAAAGACGAAGGGGAAAAACAAAUCAUGUUCAUAUAGUGUCAGUGAGAAAAAUCCAGACCUAACCUUACCAUCUGUUCAAGUUUUUAAAGAAAAUCUUAUGAAAAUAAAUCCAAUGGCAGGUUGGCUAAAAAACUUUUCAACUACAUGUACUGAAACAUUACCCCCCACUGCAAAAUCAAUACCUGAACUUCACCAUAUAACCUUCUCUUACAUGGACAAUGUUGAUCUUUUUUCGGAUGAAUGUAAGCAACAAUUUAUGCAGUAUUUUGGUUCACUUCAAGUGUCAGCAAAAGAGUGUGAAAUUAUUAAUAAAAUGACCAAAGGUCAACACAUAAACCCAACAUGGAGAGAAGCUAGGCAUGGGAGACUAACUGCCUCAGACUUUGGUAAAAUUGUACGGAGAAAACCAGAGACUUUACCUGACAAUUUACUUAAGUAUAUUCUUGGAUACUGUCCAUCUUUUUCAAACAAAGCAAUGGAAUGGGGGAGAGAGCAUGAAAAAGUUGCCAUUGACUGCUACCUGCUCAAGGUUAGGGAGACACAUCCACCACUUACAUUCCAGGAGACUGGACUAGUUGUCAAAGAAUCGCUACCUCAUUUAGGUGCCAGCCCCGAUGGACUAGUGUACUGUCCUCACUGCAAGCCUUACCAUGGUGUUAUUGAAGUAAAAUGUCCGUACAGCUUUAAAGAUGUGCAUCCCAAAGAAGCGGCCUUAAGUAACAAUUUUUUUUGUAUCUUAGAUGAAAAUGGAAAUUUACAGUUGAAGAGAAAUCAUGCAUAUUAUUAUCAGGUUCAAGGGGUAAUGGCCAUCAGUGAAAGAAAGUGGUGCCACUUUAUUGUAUGGACCAAUAAAGGUCUUGAAUUUGAAAAAAUUUUAUAUGAUGAGGAUCUUUGGGAAAAUGAAAUUCUUCCGAAACUUAAUUCUUUUUAUUGUUCUGCAGUAUUACCUGAACUUUUUUCAGACAGAGUUAAAAGAGGUCUUAAAUUAAAAUCUUGAUGAGUACUGACAUGUCACUAAAAGUCUCUAAGGCCAUAAUAAAAAUAUUCCUAGAUUCUCAUUCCUGCCCGCCCAGAUUUUUUACCUCCGCCUCGAUUUUUUUUAAUUUCUGUUUUUCUCUGUCUUAAUUCUCUGGGGAUCAGUAUUUAUCUACCAUUGUACUUUUGUUUUAAAUCCUGCAAAAGUCUGCAUGAUUUUGACAGCUGAAAAGAUGGUAAUUCCUGUAAUAUGGUACAUGCAUAUAAUAUUUUAAACAAAGGUCAUUGGUUGAAAAAGAUUUGUGAUGAUGUGAAGUAAGAGAUAAUUGAACCUUUACUAUGACUUUUAUUCGGGUACUGUAGAUAAAAUUACACCGAUUGACCUGGUCAAUAAAAAAUCUGCUGAAAAAAAAUUAAAGUAAAAGCUGCUCACGGCUUCAUUUUUAAAUAAAUUCGGAUGAGAAUCUAGCAAUUUAUUUAUUAUGGCCUAAUAAGCAUGACCAGGUAUUACAUAACUUAACUGUGCAUUUAGGGUAUGUGUACAUGUACUUUGGUAUCAUAAUCAACAUAUUUUGUAAUACUUGUGAGUAUCUGAUCAAUAAAUUUAUAACAGAGUACUUUAUGUUAAUUUUCUAAAUGUAGGUACAUACAUUACAGUACCUCAUAAUCAUGAUAAUAUAGUAAUAAAUUUUACACAAGACCAAAGAUCAUUGCAAUGAUACAAGGACAUGAUGCAUUUAUUUUAAAAACUUGAUUCAUACAGUUACUUUAAUAACAGUCAACUGAAUUGAUAUAUUUCUGAAUCUUUUAAAAUGUAGAAUUUUAAGAUUUUCUGGCAUAAGAAAUGGCAGUGCAAAUGAAUGAAGUCAUUCUGGCUCAUCAUUGCUAUGAUCUUUGGAACACUUGAUUUCUUACUUGCUCAUGAUCGACAUACCGAAUAAAAAUAAUGUAAAACAUAAGUAGAUUUUUGCUAUUUAUUAAAUGAUAUAACUACUUAAUAACAAGUUUUCCCCUACAUAUGCAGUAUGUUGCACAAUGAAGUACUUAAUACUUAUAGUUAUUCUGAGAGAUACAUUAUUUUUAUGAUUUACAUAGUAGAUUAUACUAUGACUGAAUAAGUGGGGGCAUGAGAUUACAGAGAGCACACACAACAAACACUAUU
This is a messenger RNA of Saccostrea cuccullata (small rock oyster), 2422 nucleotides long. RefSeq lists its product as uncharacterized. The record is from RefSeq and is a predicted model, not a curated record. The transcript has 2 exons. The coding region runs from base 269 to 1282 and encodes 337 amino acids. Lineage: Eukaryota; Metazoa; Mollusca; Bivalvia; Ostreida; Ostreidae.